Molecule: messenger RNA, 630 nt
Organism: Oldenlandia corymbosa var. corymbosa
Lineage: Eukaryota; Viridiplantae; Streptophyta; Magnoliopsida; Gentianales; Rubiaceae
Source: the annotation of a GenBank genome assembly
AUGUAUCCACUGCCGCCUCCCCCACCAACGCCAAGUCCGCCACUGCCUCAACAGUUCAAACAGAUCGAUGUCAAGAGGGAAGCUGCAGAUCAACAUCUAUUGCCACCAGAACUCCCCAUCAGCAGCAAGAGACAAUUUGGAGGAUAUUCUAAGCUGCAGAACUCUCACCGGACAAAUCCAAUAAUCUGGUGUCUUGCAAUCUUCUGCAUGAUAUUCAGCAUUUUGCUCAUCUUGUUUGGGAUUGCAACUUUGAUCAUCUUUGUUGGCCUAAAGCCUAGAACGCCCCUAUUCGACACCCCCGGUGCAAGCCUGACGGUAGUCUACAUCGACUCUGCCGAAUCUGCGCAGUUUCUAAACAGCGAUUUUACAUUCAUGGCCAACUUCUCCAACCCCAACCGAAAGCUCGACAUCACGUUCGAGUAUCUAAAGUUCGAGCUCUACUCUUUUGAUACACUGAUAGCAGCUCAAGUUCUUGAACCUUUCACUCAAGCACGAAGACAGACACGGUUGGUAACAAUCCAGAUGAUAUCAAGCUUGGUUUACUUCCCACCAAAUCACGCUGUUGAGCUGCAGAAACAGAUGCCAAUUAGAGCUCACAAGCCCACCCACCGGGGUCUUGGUAGCUCAUAG